AUCCGUCUUGUAUUUUAAGAAUGAACAGGGGUGGAUGCAUGUUGCAGUCACGAGCAGUAAAAAGGGAAAAGGAAAUCAUUGCAAAUCUAUUCUGAUCUUGAAAAAAACGUUUCCUUUUAACGAGAAAAGACCUUUCCUUAUCGUUGACAGUUCACACAUCCUCUGUGCUGGGGUCUUUGGAGAGAGAAACAGAAGAAGCUCACCUGAGUUUCGCUCCACACUCGGACAAUAACUUUUUCCUCUCCUUUUUAGUGCUUUUGACCUCAAAAGUAUUAGCUGCGGACGAGUUUAUUAUAAGGUUUAAAACUAUAUAGAGGACUGGAAAUCUGGAAAUGAAGAGAGAUUUUACGCUUUUCUGCUGGAUUUGGAUUGGGAUCGCUUGUGUUUCAGGUCUGGUGACUGGAUAUUCUAUGACACCACCCACCCUCGACAGCCAGAAGGACGACAUUUUGAUCAAUGCCAAUGACACAUUAACUAUUACAUGCAGGGGACAGCGCACUCUGGAUUGGGCCUGGCCUGAGAAGAGCCUCAGCAAGCAGGAAGUCCAAGAUCGACAGGACCAGCUGAAGCCCUCGCUGGUUCCAGACCACAGAGCCAUCUGGAUCAGGGAGUGCCAGGGGGAAUCUGGGAAUCCGUACUGCAAGAGUUUGGUGCUGACUUCUGCCCAGAGCAGGGACACUGGCUACUACCAGUGCUUCUACCGGGACAUUAAGGCCGUCGUUGAAGGCACGACUGCCGUCAGUAUUUAUGUCUUUGUUAGAGAUGUUCAAGAGCCAUUCGUCAAAAGAUACAACUAUGAAUUUGAAACAAUCCUUGUCGCUAGAUCAUCGCCAACCAUUCUGGUGCCUUGCACAGUGUCUGUGCCUGAUAUGAAUGUCACCCUCCAUCAGAUGCCUUCACAGGUCGGAAAUUCCCUUGCACCUCUGGAUGACGACGGCAUAACCUGGGACAAUAAGAAAGGCUGGUCAGUCCCCAGCGGUACCUUUCUGAACAGGCCGCACAUCUUCGGCUUCUUCUGUCGCACCAUCUCCUCCAACGUAGAGCAUAAGUCCCCUCUGUACCUGGUUCACUUUUAUGGAAGCAAGUUGUACAAUUUCAAGCUAUUUCCAGAAGAAACGGUGGAGCUGAUAGUGGGUGAUGCCCUUAUCCUGAACUGCACAGGCCAGGUGGAGUUCAACACAGGCGUGAACAUUCAGUGGGCUUACCCAGGCAAGCUGCUAAAUCGCACUGUGAGCCUGCAGUCGGAGCGCACGGCUUUGUCACACGUCACGGAAGUUUCCAGCAUCUUCAGCAUUCGCAGCGUUAACAUGACCGACACGGGCCUGUAUGUGUGCAACGCGACGAGCAUGGAAACCAAGAUGGAGCAUUCUGUGAAGGUCAUUGUACACGAGAAGCCAUUCAUCAGCGUGGAUUACAAAACUGGCCCAGUUGUGGAAGCUACUGCUGGCCAAAAGAUAUUCAAGCUUUCGGUCCGAGUGUCAGCCUAUCCAUCACCAGAAACACAGUGGUACAAAGAUGGAAAAUUAAUAAACAAGCAACCAGAAUUCAACAGGAUGAAGUACCAGCAACACAGCCUGGACAUCAGGGAGGUUUGCCAGCAGGAUGCUGGGAACUACACUCUUGUCCUUAAAAAUAGCGCCGCCCUUCUGGAGAGAAGAAUCAGCCUCAGCCUGCUAGUCAACGUCCCCCCGCGGAUCCAUGAGAAGGAGGCAGUAGCUCCCACACACCCCUACCAGAGGGGCAGCCGGCAAACGCUCACCUGUACAGCAUACGGCGUCCCUGCCCCCUCCACCAUCACCUGGCAGUGGAGACCCUGGGGUCCAUGUGGCCCCAAUGGACCCCUCCGCAGCCCGGACCAGAGAGGAACAUCUGUGCGUAAGAGGCGAGAGCGUGUGUCACACUGUCAGGACUGGCAGGACAUGGACUCAGAAGAUGCAGUUAAUGCAAUCGAGAACAUCGACACUUGGACCGAAAUGGUGGACGGGCGAAACAAGACCGUGAGCAAAGUGGUGAUUCAAAAUGCCAGUGAGUCAGCAAUGUACAAGUGCGCCGCAGCCAACAAAGUCGGCAGAGAUGAGAUGCUGAUCUACUUCUAUGUAACUACUAUCCCAGAAGGCUUUGGGAUCGAGCUGCUACCUACAGAGGAGCCUUUGGAGAUGGACCAGGUCCGACUCCGGUGCAGUGCUGACAACUAUACCUAUGAGAACCUGCGGUGGUACCGUCUGGACCCGCAGGCCCUCCAGAAUGAGACGGGCAAGCCGCCAGAGUUGGACUGCAAGAGCAUCCACCUGUAUGCCGAGGAGCUGAGAGGAGAGCUGUCCUUCGAACCCGCCACCAGCAGCUGGGUCCUCGAGCUGGUCCUGCCUAACAUCCAGCUAGAACAUGAGGGCUCCUAUGUAUGCAAGACCCAGAACCGCCGCAGUGGCGAGAAACACUGUCAUCGCAAGUACAUCCUGGUCAAAGCUCUUGAAGCCCCACGCUACCGGCACAACCCCACCAAUCAGACGGUGAACAUCAGCGAGACCUUGCUGAUGAAGUGUGAUGUGGAGGGCACUCCCACUCCCCAGCUGUCCUGGCUGAAAGACAACCAGCCUCUGCACCAGAUAUCAGGAAUACUGCUGCAAGACUCCAACCGGACGCUAAGUAUCCAGCGCGUGCGGGAAGAGGAUGCCGGUCUGUACACAUGCACCGCCUGCAACCAGAGGGGCUGCAUCCAGACCUCGGCCACCGUCUCCGUCGUGGGCUCUGACGAUAAGACCAACGUGGAAGUGGUGAUCCUUAUUGGGACGGGAGUCAUUGCCGUCUUCUUUUGGUUCCUUCUCAUUCUCAUCUUCUGCAACGUCAAACGGACAAGUCCAGCAGAUAUAAAAACUGGUUACCUGUCCAUCAUCAUGGACCCUGGCGAGGUGCCUCUGGAAGAUCAGUGUGAAUAUCUGCCCUACGAUUCCAGCCAGUGGGAGGUCCCUCGGGAUCGACUGCGACUUGGGAAGGUCCUGGGUCACGGGGCUUUCGGGAAGGUGAUCGAGGCCUCUGCUUUCGGGAUCGCCAGAACAAACACCCUGGAGACUGUGGCUGUCAAAAUGUUGAAAGAGGGGGCUACCGCCAGUGAACACAAAGCCCUGAUGUCAGAACUGAAGAUUCUAAUCCACAUCGGCAACCAUCUGAACGUGGUCAACCUGCUGGGGGCCUGUACAAAGCCCAACGGCCCCCUGAUGGUGAUUGUGGAGUACUGCAAAUAUGGAAAUCUUUCCAACUAUCUGCGAGCCAAAAGAGAGUUCUUCCUCCCAUACAGGGACCGUUCCCCCAAGACCCGAAAUCAAGUCCGCCGGAUGAUGGAGGCAGUGCAGGUGGAUCAGCGCGGGGACCUCCCUCCCCGAGGUAGCAGUCAGGCCAAGCACAACCAGAACCCCCAGCCCAGCCCAGACAAAGUAGAUGACCUAUGGAAAGCUCCCCUCACUGUGGAGGAUCUCAUCUGCUAUAGCUUCCAGGUGGCAAGAGGAAUGGAGUUCCUGGCAUCCCGCAAGUGCAUUCACAGGGACCUGGCCGCACGAAACAUCCUCCUGUCCGAGAGCAACGUGGUGAAGAUCUGCGAUUUUGGUCUGGCACGCGACAUCUAUAAGGACCCUGACUACGUGCGGAAAGGCAAUGUCCGGCUGCCUUUGAAGUGGAUGGCGCCGGAGAGCAUCUUUGACAAGGUGUACACCACUCAGAGUGAUGUGUGGUCCUUUGGCGUGCUAUUGUGGGAAAUCUUCUCAUUGGGUGCGUCCCCUUAUCCCGGUGUUCAGAUCGACGAGGACUUUUGCAAACGGCUGAAAGAUGGCACCCGAAUGCGAGCACCAGACAACGCUUCCCCUGAAAUAUACAGGAUUAUGCUGGCCUGCUGGCAGGGCGAACCCAGGGAGAGGCCCACCUUUCCGGCCCUGGUGGAGAUCCUCGGGGACAUGCUGCAGGACAGUGGCUUACCGGACGGUAAGGAUUACACGCCCCUGGACACAUCGCAGAGCCUCGAGGACGACGGCUUCUCUCAGGUCUCGUCGAGACCCCCGUCUGAGGAGGAACUACCCUUGGCAUGCAACACCCUGCCUAUCAGAUACUACAACUGUGUCCCCUUUGCUGGGUGUGUCAUGACCGGCCCCUCUAAGGCUGCUCACACGCGAGUCAAGACUUUCGAAGAGUAUUCCCUUGAGGCCACAUCCUAUAAUACACAUCACGACAAUCAGACGGACAGUGGGAUGGUCCUUGCUUCGGAGGAGUUUGAGAGAAUCGAACACAAGCAUAGAGGAGUUCUCUUCAGAAGCCAACACUCGGCAAGAAGUGCAGAUGGAGCUGCAGGAUCGGGCCCAGAGGACCGGCAUCGACCGCCCUUCCUGAGCCAGCUCUCCGGCCAGACCUUCUACAACAACGAGUAUGGGCAGCUGUCCGAGGAGGGCCUGUGCCACUUCUUCUCCGUGCCGAGCGAGGGGGUUUUGGAAGGGAGUCGCCAGGCAUCCUCACACCUCUAGGCCCUUGGAGGAACCAGCAGGACAAGAUGGUGGAGGGGGGCCCAACAUAUUUUCAGUCAUCGCCCCCGCAACUUGCCAAACCAGUAGCCAUACUACAGCACUAAACCAAUCUCUCUGUGCCAAAAAAAAAACCCUUUCCGGCCACUGGGUGGCGCAGUUAUCAGUUCAAACCAUUAUCUUUAUCAUAAAGUGUUACUUAUCUAACCUAAAGAGUAUGCUUCUGUUUUGUAUGUGUAUAGAAAACCUAUAAAGGGAAUAAAUAAACAUAUAUCAAUUUCUUAA
Molecule: messenger RNA, 4784 nt
Organism: Paramormyrops kingsleyae
Lineage: Eukaryota; Metazoa; Chordata; Actinopteri; Osteoglossiformes; Mormyridae
Gene: flt4
Product: fms related receptor tyrosine kinase 4
Biological process (GO): angiogenesis; vascular endothelial growth factor receptor signaling pathway; protein phosphorylation
Cellular component (GO): plasma membrane; signaling receptor complex
Molecular function (GO): growth factor binding; transmembrane receptor protein tyrosine kinase activity; ATP binding
Source: RefSeq, a predicted model, not a curated record